Cucurbita moschata (crookneck pumpkin) is the source of this 1470-nucleotide messenger RNA. Its product is annotated as fatty alcohol:caffeoyl-CoA acyltransferase. Bases 38 to 1396 code for a protein of 452 amino acids. The record is from RefSeq and is a predicted model, not a curated record. NCBI's taxonomy places the organism in Eukaryota, Viridiplantae, Streptophyta, Magnoliopsida, Cucurbitales, Cucurbitaceae. Gene Ontology annotation, molecular function: acyltransferase activity, transferring groups other than amino-acyl groups. The transcript has 3 exons.
CAUAAAAAUUGAAAAAUCACCACAAACAAAAGAGAAAAUGGAAACCCUUGACCUAAAAGUAAGCAUCAAAGAGUGUUCUAUAGUUUAUCCAUCCCAAGAGACACAAAAAAAGUGUUUGUUCUUGACGAACAUAGACCAAAUCCUUAAUUUCAGCGUUGAAACACUCCAUUUCUUUCCACCCCAUAACCAUUUUCCACCCCAUGUGGUCAUUGAGAAGAUCAAAGCCACUUUUUCUAAGCUGUUAGUGCCCUAUCACUUCUUGGCUGGAAGGUUGAAGCUUAGCCAUGAAAAUGGCCGCUUGGAGAUUGACUGCAAUGGCGCUGGGGCUGGCUUUGUGGUGGCCUCAAGUGAUGUCUCUUUGGAUGAAAUUGGAGAUUUGGUUUACCCUAAUCCUGCCUUUCAGCACUUGGUUUCUAAGUAUUUGGAUGUCUUCGAGCCCGAUGAUCAACCUCUCGUCAUCGUUCAGGUUACUUCUUUCAAGUGUGGUGGCUUUGCCGUGGGCUUCUCAAUGAACCACACCACACUCGACGGUUUGAGCUUCAAGAUGUUCUUAGAUAACUUUGCAGCUCUUGCUGAUAACAAGCCCCUGGCUGUGACUCCAUGCCAUGACAGACGACUCUUGGCCGCACGAUCCCCUCCACGUGUCACUUUCCCACAUCACGAACUCCUCAAGCUGCACGCUCCACUGCCAGCCUCUCCGGACUCAUCAAACAUCUCAGUCUUCAAAGACACUCCACAAGACCUUGACUUCAAGAUCUUCAAGCUGACUGCUGCAGACAUCGCCACCCUGAAGCUCAAGGCACAGCCCGCCACCGGCAGCGGAGACGAAGGUCACGUUGGCAAGAAGACCCGCGUCAGUGGAUUCAAUGUUGUCACUGCCCAUGUGUGGCGGUGCAAGGCAUUGUCCUUCGACACAGAAAACAACCCUGAAAGAUCGUCCACGAUGCUCUACGCUGUCAAUAUAAGGUCGAGACUGGUUCCACCAUUGCCAAUGUCGUACUGUGGUAACGCAGUAUUGACAGUGUAUGCCACGGCUAAAUGCAAGGAGUUGGAGAACGAGCCGUUUUCGAGUGUGGUAGAGAUGGUGGCGGAGGCAGCGGAGAGGAUGACGGAUGAGUAUGUGAGAUCUGCCAUAGAUUGGGGAGAGCUAUACAAGGGGUAUCCAAAUGGGGAGUUCUUGGUGUCUUCAUGGUGGAGAUUAGGGUUUGCAGAGGUUGAGUAUCCAUGGGGGAAGCCAAGGUAUAGCUGUCCGGUGGUGUGUCAUAGAAAGGAAAUCAUAUUGUUGUUUCCAGACAUGAAAGAAAGUGGGAAGAACAAUGGAGUGAAUGUUUUGGUGGCUCUUCCUAAGAAGGAGAUGGAGAAGUUCCAAGCUUUGUUCAAGGAGUUUAUGGCUUAAGUGAUCAUGAGCUAUGAAUAUGAAUGAUGUAUGAUUAUGGACUAAGUUGAAAUCUAUAUACAAUGAAUUUAUAA